AUCACAUUUAUCUUCAGACACCAUCAAAUUAAUAACGACAAAAACCAACACAACUCCAUAAUAAAUGUUGACAGCUGUGCGACCACUGUUGUGUCCUUAAGUGGAGAAGGCAAUGAGGCAGGAAAGGGUUUUCUUUCUUUCUUUCGAAUGGGCUUUCAGAGAAGCGUUCUUCUUUUUAAAGGAGGUUUCAUCGCGUUAAAGAGACGUGAGAAGAUGAGCCAUUAUGAUUCUCCUCUCAUAAGUUCUUAUUAAAAACUUGACUCAGAUAAAUCCAUGUCGUUCGGUUCCAAGAAAAAUAGAUUUUUAACGACAAGCAACAGGGCGGCGAUUAAAAUGCAAAGCAGCCUACCUACGCCUUCCCUCCAGCGUUUCUACUUGAGCAGGACUCUCCAGACGCCACGUCAGGCACUCAGAGAGCAGGAGUCCCCGUUUCCAUCUCGGCUGUGGAAACUGAGGAGGAGGCAAAGGCAGGAAGGGCUGCUGGGUGCACGUCCUCACAGCGCAGCCGGGGCAAGACUGCACCUGAGAGCGCCGGGGGCUUCCGGCCGCGGGCGGAUCGGAUGGCCGGACCCCGCCCCGCUGCACGCGGCCUCUCCGGGGCCGAGACCACGGCGCACCCACCUGUCGCGGCCUCCUAGCAGCCACACCCCUGGCGGCCGGGCGCGCGCGGCCCCGCCGCACCGCACCUCGGCGCAAGCAGCUCAGGUGGGCGCCGAGCUCCACCCGCGCCCCGCUUCCUGCAUGACACAGGCCGGACGCCGCAGGGCUGCUGGGUCAGCGCGCAGUAUACACCACCCAGCGAGAGGACGCCGACUGACCGGUCACGUGACGCGCCGGUCACGUGCCCGACGCGCCCUGGGCAAAAAAAAAAAAAAACACGUUGCUGGGGCGACCUGGGGCGCUAGGAAGGCGGGGCAGCGGAGGCCCUCUGGGCGACAGCCCCACAGCUAGGGGGACGCCAGCUUAGCUAGACUCACGGAGUCAAGCUGGUCUCUGGUGACUGUAAACCGAGGAUGCAGGUGAACUCUAACCCCGCUCCUCCACUUCUCCAAUGCUAGGGCUCCAGGGCUCUGUGCAUGCUAGGUCUAUCAGCAUCUUUGUCCAUCAACAUUCAGUCUCUUACAAGAAACAAGGGAAGAGUAUCAGGAGUUCUCCAGGAAACUCUCACUGAGUAAGGGAAUCUAUGGGGCACCAAAACAACCUCCUGGAAUCCCUAUAGGAGAUCAAAGGUACAGCCACUAGCCAGGCUGCUUAGCAGCUGCUGCCUGGCAUCAGCUUCAAUGGCCUUCCUGAGUCCUGAAUGGAAAAUGGAUAACACCUAAGGAACAUGGUCCUUAGACCUUUAAAAAUCCUUUUAUACUGCCAGUCAUUUUCCUCAAGUAUACUAAAUCACUGAUUUACCUAUUUUACAAAAGAAAAUGUAAAUAACCAAAUAAAGUCAUUUUGAAGUUGAA
Molecule: messenger RNA, 1454 nt
Organism: Peromyscus leucopus (white-footed mouse)
Lineage: Eukaryota; Metazoa; Chordata; Mammalia; Rodentia; Cricetidae
Exons: 3
Coding region: 274-951 (225 amino acids)
Source: RefSeq, a predicted model, not a curated record